AUGACUAAGGUGGCACGCAUUUCAGACGUACAAGCGGCAUUAAAUUCUAGAUUUAUAGUUACACAACAUUUGGUAAUACAAGUACUUGCUGAUAAAUCUCUUAUUGAUGAUGAAAAAACUUAUGCAAUAAGAGAAUUAAAUAAGACAUACGAUAAAAUUAAAAUUAUGAAUAAUCAAGGAACAAGAAGAAUUUGUGAAAAUUGUAAUCAAAAAUGUUUGGCUACAUUAUAUUGUGAAUAUUGUGUUCUAAAUUAUUUAAAAGCAAGCUUUUCAAAUUGGACAUCUGGAAAUUAUAAUAUCGAUAAUUUAAUACAAAGAUGUCAAAUGGAAACACUUAGACCAAAUGUGAUAGUUGAAUGGAUCCCAUAUAAUAAUUUUCAAGAUAUUUGUUAUUUAACAAAAGGUGGAUUUUCUGAAAUUUAUACAGCAGUCUGGAUCAAUGGUGGAUAUGAAGAAUGGGAUUCCGAAAAGCAAAAAUUAAAAAGAUUUGGAAAUCAAAAGGUUAUACUUAAAGAAUUAGAAAAUGUUGAAAAUGCAAAUCGAAGUUGGCUUGAAGAGGUUUGUACUUAUUUGGAAGCAUUUAACGUUUAA
Messenger RNA from Rhizophagus irregularis DAOM 181602=DAOM 197198, 591 nucleotides. The record is from RefSeq and is a predicted model, not a curated record. NCBI's taxonomy places the organism in Eukaryota, Fungi, Glomeromycota, Glomeromycetes, Glomerales, Glomeraceae.